Molecule: messenger RNA, 936 nt
Organism: Hemicordylus capensis (graceful crag lizard)
Lineage: Eukaryota; Metazoa; Chordata; Lepidosauria; Squamata; Cordylidae
Product: olfactory receptor 4N2-like
Exons: 1
Coding region: 1-936 (311 amino acids)
Biological process (GO): G protein-coupled receptor signaling pathway
Cellular component (GO): membrane
Molecular function (GO): G protein-coupled receptor activity; olfactory receptor activity
Source: RefSeq, a predicted model, not a curated record
AUGGGAUAUGGAAAUCAUACUGUAAUAACAGAAUUUGUUCUCCAAGGGUUAUCACAGAGCUGGGAGCUGCAGCUGUUCCUCUCAGCCCUCCUCCUGCUCUUCUACAUCAUCAUCCUACCUGGGAACUUCCUGAUCAUUGUGACCAUUCGGAAUGACCCCCAUCUGGGAUCCCCCAUGUUUUUCUUCCUGGCCCACCUGGCCUGCUUGGACAUCUGCUACAGCUGCGUCACCCCUCCAAAGAUUAUGAUGAACGUCUUCACUGGCCAUAGAACCAUCUCCUACCCAGGCUGCAUGCUUCAGAUUUUCUUCAUCCACUUUCUGGGUGCAGCUGAGAUGUGCCUUCUGAUUGCCAUGGGGAUUGAUCGGUAUGUGGCCAUCUGCCACCCACUGCGCUAUACAACUGUGAUGACCAAGGCAGUUUGCUGGGCUAUGGUGGUAAGUUCGUGGACUGCAGGUUUCAUGCACUCCAUGAUCCAGGUCAUUCUCAUUGUCCCUCUCCCUUUCUGUGGCCCCAAUGAGCUGGAUAACCUCUUCUGCGACAUCACCCAGAUCAUCAAGUUGGCCUGCACUGACACCUACAUGCUAGAGUUUAUCAUGUUCUUCAACAGUGGUGUUGGUAUCGCCACAUGCUUCAUCCUCCUUCUCAUCUCCUAUGGGGCCCUGCUGGCUAAGGUGAGGACAGGCUCCAGCCAUGGGAAGAACAAGGCUUCAUCUACAUGUAUCACCCACAUCAUUAUCAUCUUCAUCAUGUUUGGCCCUGCCAUCUACGUCUACUGCCGGCCUUUCCAAGACUUUCCCUUUGAUAAGGUGGUGGCUUUUUUCCACACGGUGGUCUUUCCCUUGAUGAACCCCAUGAUCUACACCCUGAGGAACAAGGAGAUCAAAGUUGCUAUGGGGAGACUGCUGAAGAAAUAUAUAACUUUGGUGAGAAAGUAA